GUGACAGGGUGUCUUUAAGCAUUGGAAAAGCUUGGGAGACAUUGAUAUUUGAAAUCGAUAUUAAGAAAUCACACUAUAGAUAUGAAGCAACCAAAUUAGUUGACUGUUCAAAGUUGCAGUUUGUUUUGGAAUCACAAUUUGAAUACCUGUAUUUUCUAAAAAGGUUAACAGUGAAAUUUAAAUUUGAAGUUAAGUCUGCCGGUGUUGUCCAAGUAAGUGGGGAUUUUGUCGAGAAGAACAAGAUUGAAGCAGUUUGGAGCAACUUGAUUUCAUCAGUUAAUAAUGCUCUGACUUGCAAAGUUGUGGAGUCUCACGAAUUCCAGAGUAAGCAAGAAUUAGAAAGUAAUAUGCAAAUAUUAGAUGAUGAUACUAAGCAUCUGAUACAAGAAGGAAUUGUGGGUAUAUUUUUAUCUUAUGAAGAUGAUGCAUGUAUUGCAAAAUUUGUUGGUUUGCAGGAUGAUAUCAAUAAACUCACUCAAGGUCUAAAACCUGCCGUAGCAAUUGACCGAACAAGUGGCAAGGGUGAAAAGUCUAAACUUGGUCACCAUAAAAAGAUUCCAGAAUGCUUCCAGGGAAAUAUCUUUUUUGAGGUGAUAGAUAUUACGGAUGAUCAGGACACAUAUUUUGAAAUCAUGGGUUUAAAAGAACUCUUGCAUGAAAAAUUUCCUGAUGUUAAAUACAUAAAGGAAAUGAAUGACAUCAUAACAUAUAAAUUCAGUAGUACAGACAAAAAGGAACUUACUAAGGCUUUUUCCUGGUUUUGUUGUUACAGGAAAGACAUAAAGAGAAAGGAUUUUGAUUUUUCAGUUGAAGGAUUCAAAUUUAUCAGCCAAAAUAAAAAUGUACAGGCACAUUUAAAAAUAAAGCUGCAGAAAUUGCCCUCUGCAUUGAUAAUUUCAGACAAAAUUUAUCUGAUAUGUCAUGAAAAUGAUCUUGUAAAUUCUGAAAGAAUUGUUGAUGAUAGCAUCAAAACUACUGUGAUUGAAGGCACAUGGUCUCCUGAAGCAGAACUGAUUAAAAAAGACAGUUGUGACAAAAUACAGGUUUUCAAAGAAAAUAAACCAGGGAUGAUGAUAAUUUGGUAUACUGUAGAUCAAUCUGAUGAGGCAAAGAAGUUGAUAGAUCUGGUACAAAAAUACAGGAAAUACAAGAGAAAGCCAUAUUCUGACAAGCAGAUAAAGGCAAUGAAAGCUCUUGGUGUUUUUGAGAAGUUACAGGAGGAAUAUGAAGAUAUUCUAAUUCGUACAAAAGAUGAAGAUAUUAUACUACAAGGCCCAAAAAUGGAUGGUGUUGAUGCUUGUUUUGAGAAAUUAGACACUAUUGUACAACAGAUCAAAAUUGUUGAGUUAAAUUCUCUUCCAAAAUUGCAUCAGAAGCUGCUUAAAAAUGGUAAAGUACAAACAUAUGUGACAGAAAAGUUAAAGGGAAAGAUAGCAUUUUUUGAAGAUGGUAAAACAGUCACUUUGGAGAAUGAGAAAUCCAACUCGAGUAUUUAUGUGGAGAUUAAGAACUGUUUUGUAGAAAUGAAAAUUGAUACACAAUGUCUUGAACAUGGAAAAGGAAAAAGUUUUCUUUCAGAGCAUCCAGAAGAGGUGGUAAUAGGUGAUCAAGGGAACAAAAUUUCCUGUAUUAUAUGUUAUACUGCAAAUUUGAGUCAAGAAAUUGAACAAUUACUAUAUUCUUAUAGCAAAAGUUGUACUGGUAUUGUUGCAAACUGUCUGCAAUUGUUUGGUGAUGAAUAUUGCAAAGAGUUAGAGAAACAAAAUAAUGUUGGUAUUGAAGUAAAAAAUGACAGAAUCUGUGUCAAAGGACCAUACAACAGGGCAAAAAGUGUCAUUACUGAAAUAGAAAGUCAUGUUAACACCACAGUUUUGCAUUUUGGAAAGCUUGACUAUCAAAGAAAUGUGUUGUUUGCAACUGACAAAAAUAAGAUUGACUCCAUAGCCAGGAGCUGCAAGUGUUGUUGGAAGGCUGAUGUUUUUCGUUAUGAACCAACAGAGCUUGAAGAGAAAGGUAUUGACUAUCUAUGCACAUGGAAUCUGCCUCGAAGCAAGGAACAAAUUUCAAUAGCUAAGAUAGAUUACAACACAGUAAAGCUUGAUGUGCUCAUAAUUCCUGUAAAUCAGUGUCUGUUGGGAGAAGAUAUAAAUGGAAAAGGUAUAAGAAUGUAUGAUGUGCACAGCACACAAUCAACACAGAAACUUGGAUAUUCAGAAGAACUGGUAUUGACUGAGAAGUACCCAUGCAACAAAUAUGUUGCCCUUGUGACAUCAGAAGUUGGCCAGUUUGAAAAAAUACAGACCACUCAAUUAAUUAAAUCUAAAGACCUACAGAAGUCUUGUGCUAACAUAUUUGGUAAGAUGUUUAGGAACGGAUUGUUCAGAGUUGGCUUUGCAUUACCCACAAGUGACACAAAUUUGGUAGGAAAGUUAGAGGCAAUUAUUGAUGGAUUUCAAGACAUAACACAGUUCUACGAUAAUAUGCCAGAUUCUGAACUUAUAUUUGGUGUGAAGACAGAAGCUGAGAGGUGGAUGCAGGAGGUUGAUUAUAUAAGUACCCUCAAGUUUGCCCCUUAUGUCAGACGUUAUAUUUCACCUAGAUAUAAAGGCUUAUUUAGCAGUCCAAGCUUACGUGUACAGAUACAAAAGAAAUCUAUUCUUGAGACAGGAGCACACUGUAUAGUUGUAGCAAUUUCCCGGGAUCUAGAUCUGUCAAGAGGCAUUGUCUCAAAACUUGUGAGUGAAGCUUGUGGUGAACAGUUGCAAGAGGAAUUACAUUCUAAAGAUAAAGAAUAUUUAGACCCUUGGGAACUUGUUAUGUGCCAGUCAUAUAACAUGUCUAAAAAUGGAAUACAGAAGGUGAUAUUUGGUUUCAUACCAGAGUGGAAACAUUGCCAGAAAAUAGGGGAUUUGGAAUCGUUUAUAGAAGACUGUUUACUUCUGGCAGACAGUGCAGGUUGUUCAACAGUGGCAUUUCCUGCUUUGGGUACUGGAAAUUUAGGGUAUCCAUAUCGAGAUGUGGCAGUGGCAUUGUUCAAUGGAGUAGACAAAUAUGUGGCUGAGGGAAUAAUUGGAGGAAUUUCAACUGUAUACAUUUCUGUACCACAAAUAAUUAAAAAGGACGUUGAAAUAUGCCAGAUUUUAGAGAGAGAGCAAGAGAGAAGGAAAUCGGCUGAAACUACCUCUGGAAAACAGCAUCAAGCAGAGGGUAAUAUUUGAUAAAUACAUUUUUCCUACUGCUUGAUACUGGCGGGAAUAUUAUAUCAAGUCAUCUUUUAAAUAGCACUGUUUGAACCACAAUAUACCAUCAGUUUAGAUACAUGUAUAUGCUGUAUGGAGAUAGUAAAAUAUCAUGAAUGUUGCCAAAUUUUUAGCAAAAGUAAUUUACUGGCAGUAGCAAGUAAGUAGAGGUUAUAACAUGGGGCAAGUGUGCAUUUAGUCCAUAUUGGCACACUUGGGAACUUAUUUGCCCGAGGGCAAAUAAGUCACUAAGUGUGCCAAUAUAUUAUUUGCUGUUUCUCCAUACUGUGAAUUAUAAGGGCAACCAGUGCCUAAAUUAGUACCAUACACAUUUGUGAAUUCAUUAUAUU
Messenger RNA from Ruditapes philippinarum (Manila clam), 3589 nucleotides. RefSeq lists its product as uncharacterized. Gene Ontology annotation, molecular function: transcription corepressor activity. The transcript is spliced from 7 exons. Gene Ontology annotation, cellular component: cytoplasm; nucleus. Gene Ontology annotation, biological process: negative regulation of gene expression. NCBI's taxonomy places the organism in Eukaryota, Metazoa, Mollusca, Bivalvia, Venerida, Veneridae. The record is from RefSeq and is a predicted model, not a curated record. The annotation marks the transcript as partial.